This is a messenger RNA of Mesocricetus auratus (golden hamster), 1176 nucleotides long. RefSeq names its product NOP16 nucleolar protein (gene Nop16). Bases 118 to 654 code for a protein of 178 amino acids. Gene Ontology annotation, biological process: ribosomal large subunit biogenesis. The record is from RefSeq and is a predicted model, not a curated record. Gene Ontology annotation, cellular component: nucleolus. The transcript has 5 exons. NCBI's taxonomy places the organism in Eukaryota, Metazoa, Chordata, Mammalia, Rodentia, Cricetidae.
CCGAGAAUCCCUGCGCGCGCUGGGUCACCGAGCCCGUUAACACGCGGUGCUGAGAGUGUGAUCCGGAGUUUGAGCUGCUGCUUCCGAGUUUGAGCUGCUGGUGCGGCAGUCUACGCGAUGCCCAAGGCCAAGGGAAAGACUCGGAGGCAGAAGUUCGGUUACAAUGUCAACCGAAAGCGUCUGAACCGGAAUGCUCGUCGGAAGGCUGCGCCACGGAUCGAGUGCUCCCACAUCCGACAUGCCUGGGACCACACCAAAUCCGUGCGGCAGAACCUGGCGGAGAUGGGGUUGGCCGUGGACCCCAACAAGGCGGUUCCCCUCCGUAAGAGGAAGGUAAAGGCCAUGGAGGUAGACACGGAGGGGAGACCCAAGGACCUUGUGCGGAAGCCCUAUGUGCUGAAUGACCUGGAAGCAGAGGCCAGCCUCCCAGAGAAGAAAGGAAAUACCUUAUCUCGGGACCUCAUUGAAUAUGUUCAUUACAUGGUGGAGAAUCAUGGGGAGGACUAUAAGGCUAUGGCCCGGGAUGAGAAGAAUUACUAUCAAGAUACACCAAAGCAGAUUCGGAAUAAGAUCAAUGUUUAUAAGCGCUUUUAUCCAACAGAGUGGCAAACCUUCAUCGAUUCUUUGCAAAAUAAGAAGAUGGAGGUUGACUGAGUGGUGGGCACCCCCAUACUUAGGUCUACUGGACCAAAGAAACCAAAGCCAGGUUUUAUGGCAAGGAGUAUAUUGUUUCAGACGAUGCUGGCAAAGUCCUAUAGAAUCAGGCUUUAUAUACACACACACAUAUAUACACUCGUGAGAAGAAACUUUUUUUCUUUUUUCUUUUUUUCUUUUUGAGAGAAAGAGGGUCUUUCUAAUAGCUGUAGAUGACCUGGAACUCAACUUUGUAGGCUGGGCUGGCCUCAAACCCAGAGAUCAACCUGCAUUUGCUCCUAGUGCUGGGAUUAAGGGGAAAGUUGUGCCCCUACACCUAGCUGGAGAAGGAACUCUUUAGGGGCCAUGGCUUAUGCUCUCUUGGGCUCAGAAAGGCCAGGGCUUGCUGCUCAGUGUCCAGAGGUGAUGCUUUGAUUGUGAUCUGUACAUGUAAAGAGCAUUUUACCUGUGUAAUGGGGUUUCUGCUAUUUUGAGACAGGGUUUCUCUGUAGCCCUGACUGGGAUUAAAGUCAUGUGCCACCA